Molecule: messenger RNA, 1217 nt
Organism: Cavia porcellus (domestic guinea pig)
Lineage: Eukaryota; Metazoa; Chordata; Mammalia; Rodentia; Caviidae
Gene: Kplce
Product: KPRP N-terminal and LCE C-terminal like protein
Exons: 2
Coding region: 10-1017 (335 amino acids)
Source: RefSeq, a predicted model, not a curated record
UGAUGUUUGAUGCUUCAUUUAGAUGCCAUUAAAUUGCCUCAUUGCUGCCCUAUAAAAAGUCUCUCCAACUGCCAGUGUCUUGGAUCUUUGCCUCUUGCAGUUUUAUUCCUACUAGAAAAGAAGAUUUUGCAUAACCACAGCAAGAUGUGUGACCAGCAGAAACAGCCACAGUUUUUUCCUUCCUGUGUGAGAGGUUCAGGGCUGGGGGCUACACAAGCUGCCAGUGGUGCCUCUGUGAAAAGCCAGACUCCAAGGCACACCCAAACUGUCUGUGUGAUGGGCCCUGCUCCCUGCCAUGCUCAAACUAUUUGUGUGACAGGCCCUGUUUCUGGCCAGGCUCAACCCUUCACGAAUUAUCCAGCUCUAGCUCCAGCUCCAGCUCCAGCUCCAGCUCCAGCUCCAGCUCCAGCUCCAGCUCCAGCUCCAACCUAUGUGAAAUACCAAGUUCCAUGCCAGACUCAAACCUAUGUGAAGGGCCCAGCUCCCUGCCAGACCCAAACCUUUGUGAAAUGCCCAGCUCCUUGUAAGACAUAUAUGAAGUGCCCACCACCAUGCCAGAUGACGUAUGUGAAGUGCCCAGUACCCUGCCAGACAACUUAUGUGAAAUACCCAGCUCCAUGCCAGACAACUUAUGUCAAAUAUCCAGCUCCCUGCCAGACCCAGACAUAUUAUGUCCAGUACCCUUCUUCUGGUCAGACCUACUACACUCAAGCUUCUGCAAGCAAUUCAGCCUCCCAGGGCUGUGUUCCUGAUCCAUGCUCUGCUCCCUGUUCCACCAGCUAUUGCUGUCUUGCCCCCCGGACCUUCGGGGUUAGUCCCCUGAGACGUUGGAUCCAGCGGCCCCAAGACUGCAACACGGGAUCGUCUGGCUGCUGUGAGAAUUCUGGAUGCUGCAGUUCUGGGUGCUGUGGUUCUGGAGGAUGCUGUGGCUCAGGGGGGUGCUGCUGUUUGGGAAUUAUCCCUAUGAGAUCCCGAGGUCCUGCAUGCUGUGACCAUGAGGAUGAUUGCUGCUGUUAAAUACAGAAGGGCAGACUUGCUCCAGAAUUCAUCACGAGGCUACAUCCUUUGAGACAUCACCAGCCUCCAGCCCUGUUCCUCUCAUUCCUAGCUAUGUAGAACCUCAUCAAUUUACUUCCAUACUUUGCUUCUUUAUCAAGGCAUCCUGCUACAGUUAACGCAAAUCCCAAACUUUGGCAAGAAUAAAGUUCUCAGUGUAA